Molecule: messenger RNA, 1451 nt
Organism: Dicentrarchus labrax (European seabass)
Lineage: Eukaryota; Metazoa; Chordata; Actinopteri; Moronidae
Exons: 11
Coding region: 94-1008 (304 amino acids)
Cellular component (GO): membrane
Source: RefSeq, a predicted model, not a curated record
GGUAGACUUUGCCCUGUAGGUGAACUAACACUACAGGAAGAGUUGCAGGGCAAAUUCUGGGCCGUCACAGCAGAGUUGCCAGGUUUUGGUGGAAUGGAGCAAACUAAAGACAGCAACAAUGGUGGUUAUGGAGCUAACCCUCCUCCGUACAAUCCUCAGGACUAUGGACACAGUUCUUACACAGGCAUGAGCUAUCAGGUAGGGAAUGGGAAUGUUGCAGUGGUCUCCCCUCCUGGCAACUAUGAUAACAUGGUCCAGCCUGAGGAACUGACAGCAGCUGGAGGCAACCAGCAGUACGGUCACGCUCCACCUGACUACUCUCAGGGCAUAGAGGAUAGUAGCUUCAGUGAUGCUGCCAUACGAAGAGGAUUCAUAAGGAAAGUCUACUUGACCUUGAUGAUUCAGCUGCUUGUGACUGUCGGGAUCAUCUGCACUUUUCUUUACUGGUACGAUCUCAGGAGAUGGACAUGGGAAAACUUCUGGUUCACCUACUCCAUGAUGGGAGUGACGAUAGUGCUCAUUGUGGUCUUGUCCUGCUGUGACAACAUCCGCCGUCGAGUCCCCCUCAAUUUCAUCGCCCUGGGCCUGUUUACUGUUGCAGAGGGCCUGAUGCUUGGCUCUGUGGCAGUGUACUUUGAAGCCGAAGCAGUUCUGUGGGCUGUGGGGGCAACAGCGCUGGUGUCCUUCGCCUUGACUCUGUUUGCUAUGCAGUCAAAGUGGGACUUCACCGGAGCAAAUGGGAGCCUGUGGGUGUUUGCCUGGACCAUCUUUUCAUUUGCCAUGCUUUGUGCAAUCCUCCGAUCGCAGUAUCUUUACAUCCUGUACGCCUGCCUGGGAACCUUGCUGUUUUCUUUAUAUUUGGUGUUUGAUACCCAACUUAUCCUGGGUGGGAAACACAGGAAGUAUGAAGUCUCUCCUGAGGAGUACGUGUUUGCUGCACUCAACCUCUAUUUGGACAUUGUCUCCCUGUUCCUCCUGCUGCUGCAGCUCAUCAGGCUCUGCCGCUAACACUCAACCUCCAUGACAAGUCUCCCUACUGUUCAGUACAUCAUGUAUCUAGAUUCACAGCCCACAAACAUCAUACUUACAUAAGCAGAGAUGAAUGUGAUGUGUUUGUAUGCACAGCAAUAUGCUGUGUACAAAAUGUUUUGCUAUAUUUUAGAUUUUUAUACCACACUAGCAUGUAUUUUUACUUAUAAUUCAUGUGUUUAGCUUUAACUCAAGUGCUAAUUUCAAUUUUCUGUGGCAAGAAACUGAAACUUUAAAGUAAAUUCAAAGUGUCUGAUCAAUUACUAGUACUUUGCAGUAAUAUUAUAAUGUGCAAAGUAGUUCAGACAUCCUGUGAUCUGUGCCACAUUGAUACAGUUUUGCUGUUGGGAAGAUCACAUUGUCAUUUGUUCUGUAGUUAAACCAGAAACCAAACCAACUCCAUUAAAGGACAUCAUUCGUCA